This is a messenger RNA of Homalodisca vitripennis (glassy-winged sharpshooter), 5698 nucleotides long. RefSeq names its product WD repeat domain phosphoinositide-interacting protein 3. Gene Ontology annotation, biological process: autophagy of mitochondrion; protein lipidation; nucleophagy. The record is from RefSeq and is a predicted model, not a curated record. Bases 128 to 1165 code for a protein of 345 amino acids. Lineage: Eukaryota; Metazoa; Arthropoda; Insecta; Hemiptera; Cicadellidae. Gene Ontology annotation, cellular component: extrinsic component of membrane; cytosol; phagophore assembly site membrane. Gene Ontology annotation, molecular function: protein binding; phosphatidylinositol-3-phosphate binding; phosphatidylinositol-3,5-bisphosphate binding. The transcript has 8 exons.
CUCCACCUGGGAAAUGCUUCUACGUCACCUUAUUUACUUGUAAUGAUAAUACGCAUUUGAUUGUUAUUGUACUGUUUAGUGUUUACUUGAAAAUAGUUUUCAAAGUGCGUUGUGGUGAACGGUAAACAUGAAUUUAGAGAGUUCAAAUCCCCAUGGGAAUGGAUUGCUUUAUGUAGGGUUUAAUCAAGACCAAGGCUGCUUUGCUUGUGGGAUGGAGGACGGAUUCCGGGUAUACAACUGUGACCCGCUCAAGGAGAAGGAGCGACAGGACUUUACAGAUGGUGGCCUCAACUAUGUCGAAAUGUUGUUCCGUUGCAACUACCUUGCCCUUGUUGGUGGUGGUAAGCAUCCAAAGUAUCCGACAAACAGAGUUAUGGUAUGGGAUGACCUGAAGAAGCAGGCAGUCAUCAAUUUGGAGUUCAAUGAUCCGGUGCGUGGUGUACGUCUGAGACGUGAUCGAAUUGUGGUGGUGCUGGAAGGUGUCAUCAAAGUCUAUACCUUCACACAGUCGCCACAACAACUUCAUGUAUUUGAGACCAAUCUUAAUCCAAGAGGACUGUGUGUACUGUGCCCCAACAGUAACAACUCUCUAUUGGCGUUCCCUGGACGCAAGACAGGUCAUGUGCAAUUAGAACACCUAGCUGAUGCGGAGAGACCACCAUUGGACAUUGCCGCGCACAACAGUCCACUCACCUGUAUUGCACUGAACCUGCAAGGAACACUAAUUGCGUCUGCUAGUGAAAAGGGAACGUUAAUCAGGGUGUUUGACACAACGACGGGUACAAUGUUGAAUGAGCUGAGAAGAGGAGCUAACACUGCACAGAUUUACUGUAUAAAUUUCAAUCACAACUCCACAUGGCUGUGUGUGUCCAGUGAUCAUGGCACUGUUCACAUUUUCUCUGUUGAAGAUCCAAAACUCAACCGACAGUCCAGUCUUGCCUCAGCAACAUUUCUACCGAAAUACUUUGCGUCACGCUGGAGCUUCUGCAAGUUCCAGGUACCUGGAGCAUCUCAGUGUAUGUGUGCCUUUGGUGCAGACACCAACUCUGUAAUUGUUAUCUGUGCUGAUGGAAGCUACUACAAGUUCCUUUUUAACAGCAAGGGUGAGUGUUGGCGUGUUGUCUCACGCCAGUUUCUGGAGAUGACGGACGAACGAGAUUGGUAGUACGUCUGUACAUGGAGACCUCGGAGCCUAGAGGAUCCGAGUUCUGAAUCAUCGAAAUUGUAUUUAUUUGAGUUGUGGCUUCAUACAGGAUCUUAUUCGAACGUUAAGAGAAAAGGACCACUAUUUUUUUUGUAAUAAAUCGCUUGUAAUUUUGCCAAAGCUUAGAUUAUUGUAGUAUUUGUUUUUACGGUUCUACUUGUGUAUCAUUGUGUCUGAAGAUUAUUUUAUUUGCAACUAUUACUUUGUUGCUUACAAAAAAUUAAAGAAUUAAUUUAAUAUUAAUUUACGCUGUUUAAUUGUUUACAGUCUUAUUACUUACAUUAGAUUUUGAGCACAUGACAUUACAAUGUUAUCUAAUUAUACUUAAACUCAUAUAAAAUAGGACUAUGUGGUAGUUAAAUAGAUUAAAUUUUUAGUCAAUGCCAACAAUGCAACUUGUAAAAAAGGAAAUACACAUUGUGUUAAGAUAGCUUUUGUAAACGUAUUUUAUAGUCUAAAACAAAAUUGUUGUAAAACAUACAAAAUUAUUUGUACAUGAUUCAAAUUUUACUGUACAGUAUAAUAUUUUCACUGCUGUACCAUACAAAUUGCUUUAAACGGUUUUUGCUGUUAAAUAUGAUAAAAAGUUGUUUGGAAAACUUUUUAGUAUAAAAUAAGGUUCUAUUCUUGUACAUAUCAAGUAUAUUUGUGGAAUUGAUCAUCUAUAAGUUUAUUAUUUAUUAAAUUUAUUUGUAGGAAUAUAAUUUUCAAUGUUUAAAACUUAGAUUAUAUAUUCUUGUAUUAUAACUAAGGGAACAUAUUAAUUGAUAUUAGCGUUUCUUUUAUGACACGAAUUUAUUUAAGUAGAAAAUUAAAUUUGUAUAAUAUUAAAUUACUGGUAAAAUGUAUAUAAUAUUUUUAAAUACGAUUUUGUAAAAUAUUAGGCAAACAUGGUGCUAUUAAAAGUUUUAUUGUAAAAACAAAAAAUAAGGAAAAAAGAUGUAGUGUAGUGUGUAAUGUACAUAUAAAAAGAAGAAAUAUGCAAAGUCUUUGUUGUAACAAUAUGUUUUGUUUGUGUAUAGAUAUUAAUUUCUUCUUAAUUUUCUUCUUUUUCUACUUUUGUUAAUAAUUAUUUGUUAGCAUAGGUUAAGUUUUUGUGUAUGUGUGGAAAUGUUAUAGUUGUUAAAACCAGUUUUAACUGGUUGGAAAGAACUAAAUUUGUAAAUGAAGAUGAGUUGUGUAACUAGUCUAAUAACAUUAGUUCCGGUGAUUUGAAUUGCUAGUCUAAAUUUAUUGCAUUUUCGUGUUAAGAAGUUUUGCUGAAUAUUGUAGUUUUUUAUCGUCUUGUAAUAUUUUAGUGAGAAAUGAGUAAUUGUUUACUCUUAUGAAGCUUCAUUGUACAAUGUUAAAACAAAUCUUAAUGGCCCAUGGGAGUAAUUUUAUGAACAUUAAAACUAAAAAUGGGUUAGUUCCAAGUAUUUUCAAAUUCAGUUUAGAUUCUAAAGUGUUAAUCUGGGUUUUAUAAUUUGUGCUCAGUAGUUAUUUAUGACAAAAAUGAUUAGUUACAUCAAAAUAUUUAGUAUACAUUUGGGAUAACCAAUCUAUAAAAGCACAUACAAGCUAUUAUCGUAGAUUAAAACUAUAAACUGUUUAUAUUUCUGCAUUUCGUAAUGAAGAAGCAUGUUACAUUUCAGUGUAAUGUUUUCACAAACAUUUCAGAUGCUAGAUUCAGUGAAAGAAGUGAUGAAAAAGAGAAUCAUCAUUGACUUAUCCUAAGUUAAACCAAAAUAAUAAUAUUAUACAUUCAUUUAAACUGCCAACAAUCACAAAUACUGUCUUAACAUUUUCUUUCUGAUUAAUUAAAUUUAUGUCUUUAACUUUAAAUAUUCUAUAUACUGUAAACUACAGACAUAGUACAAUCCGUUUUAACUGCUUUGCCAAAUUUAUGUGCAUAAAAAGGAUAUAUGAUGUGGAGAUAAUAAACGACCACAUGGCUUCACUUACAUCUCUUGUGCCACCAAACAAUCACCAGUAUCACUAUUGAUUUGAGAUCAAGUCGCAGAUAAUUUGAUGAUUGUUGCUCAUGGUUUUUGAACCAUUUUAAUUCCAGACAUAAUUUUUUGUGCAUGUAUAAGACCUAGUUCUCAUCUGACAUUCUUAAAGUUGUUUAUUCAACAUACUACAGACUGUCUUGUUUAUUUAUAAUAUUAUUUUUUUUAUUGGUUCAUAACAUUCUAAUACUGGCUUAUCAUAUCAUUUAUAUCAAGAUUAAAAAAAAUUUUUUUGAACAACAAAAAAACAUUACUGAUAUUGUUGUUUUCAGAUUGUUUCAAAUUUGAAUUAAAGUAGAGGGGUGUGCCAAACCAAUCCAGAUGCAUCAUUUAAGCCGUAGAAAGGUUCUGCUAACAGCUCCGUUGCAACAAUUUUGUUAUGUCUCAUCGCGUCAUGUAUAUCAGACUUAUUUAGUUGCAAUGUAGUUAAGUUAAGGUCUUGCCAAUUAAUAAUCAAUGGUUGAAAUUCUAAUAACUGUUACAAACACAUCAACAUCCUCCCAUAUUUUGUUCCAAUGGCAGGCGGUUCCGUAACCCCAAAUACAGAGCGUCAUGAUGAGGCAGUUCCAGUUCUCGUUCCAGUACUAAUACCAGCCCAGAAUCUGUUGAAAUGGUCACAUUGUGGCAACAGCUUUACUGGAUCCUCGCAUUUUUUGUUCCAAUGGCAGGUGGUUCCGUAACCCCAAAUACAGAGUGUCGUGAUGAGGCAGUUCCAGUUCUCGUUCCAGUACUAAUACCAGCCCAAAAUCUGUUGCAAUGGUCACAUUGUGGCAACAGCUCUACUGGAUCCUCCCAUUUAUUGUUCCAAUGGCAGGUGGUUCUGUAACCCCAAAUACAGAGUGUCGUGAUGAGGCAGUUCCAGUGGUGCGCCGAUAGCUGAAAGCACAAAAAUCACUAAUGGGAAAAUAAAAUUAUAUAAUUACAAAUAACUAACGACGGGUAUGUAGACAGUUCAUUAUCUGAAGAAGUAAAUAAUAGACAAAAGAUUAGAUGUCUGACAUCAACUUGAGCCGCAAACGCAUGAACUGUCAUACUCAGUUUGUUAUGUUAAUGGUUCAAACGCGUCGCAUGACAUGUUUUCUGCAGACAAUUUUCCUUUUCUGAAUAUAUUUAUCAUAAUUUUACAAUUAUGAUUUCUAAUCUUAAUUUUAAGUCAGUUUUCUGUAGAUAUCUGGAAAAAACCAAUGUUUACCAAUGUGUUAUGUUAAUGGUUCAAACGCGUCGCAUGACAUGUUUUCUGCAGACAAUUUUCCUUUUCUGAAUAUAUUUAUCAUAAUUUUACAAUUAUGAUUUCUAAUCUUAAUUUUAAGUUAGUUUUCUGUAGAUAUCUGGAAAAAACCAAUGUUUACUCUUCUGGGACAUUUUAUUUGUGUUUUAAAAAAAGGACAUCAUCAUUGAAAUAAUUAAACAUUCAUAUAUAAUUUAAGUCAGUACUGGAAUUGAAUAUGAAGUAACGAAUUACAGUCUAAUUCCUUUGCGUGAAAUUAGAAUUCAAACACAAAGUAACUGAUUAAUUGUUAACACCAAUGGUUCUAAAAUGUAAAAUUUUUCUUAAUACUGAUUAAGAAUUUGAUACUCAACUGCUAAUGUUUUCUUUCUUGUUGCUGCUGUUUUUAAACAUUGCUAUAUAUUUUAAUUGGUAUUAAUUUAGUACCAAAUGCUGAACAGUACUUUUUGAAAUAAGUUUCAACUGGGAAGUAGUUAAUCCUGGUGAAAGUUCGUGAUAUAUGUUAGUGAAUUUGGAAAUCAUUUAAUGUAGUGAGAUUUUUAAAUAUAGGUGUUUGGUUUAUAUGGAGUAGUUUUCCACCGUAUAAUGAGAAAAAUAAAAAUAACCGGUGAUAAUAUUAAUUUUGCAAUGAGCAAGCAUUUAUAAUAAACGCAUGAACUGUACAUCAUAAACAGUGUGUACAAUAGAAAACUAAUUUUUGUAAACAGUUGUGAAAUUUUGUAAAAGUGACGUGAUUUCAAUUACGUGAUAUAAUUGUGAUCAAUAUGAAGUGAAAAUUUCAGGUGAAUUCUUUUUGAAACAUCAUAAAUUAUUUAUUAUUUUGAUUUGCAGUGCAAAAUUAAUACACAACAUUUUAUUUUUUAUAAUUUUUUGUCUACUAUGUGUUUAAUGAUAAGGUAAUAUAAUAAGGCUCAAAGUGAUGUAUACAUUUGUAUUUAUAAUGUGUUUGUGUGUUAUUGUUACUAUAAUUAUGUAUUCAAAAUGCAUUUCCGAAAACAAUGAAACAUUUUGCAUGUAUGUAACUAAAAGAAAACCUAUUAAAUAGGUUAAGAAUAUAUUCAAAGUAAAGUAUUGAUUAUGUGGAGGAAAUCUAUGUGUGCCAUGAUGUUUUGUUAAAAAGAAAAGCAUCAGAUGUACAAUUUGAAUGGAUUAUAUAAAUACACAUUGUAUUAUAUUGAUUGUUCAUGGAAGUUAUUAGUUAGAAGCUUUGAGAAUAAUUUUGUCAAAUGUUGGGUUGUAUAAUUUUAUUGUUUAAAUAAAGUAAAUAGAAAUUUU